Messenger RNA from Siniperca chuatsi (mandarin fish), 1548 nucleotides. Its product is annotated as alpha-N-acetylgalactosaminidase-like. NCBI's taxonomy places the organism in Eukaryota, Metazoa, Chordata, Actinopteri, Centrarchiformes, Sinipercidae. Gene Ontology annotation, cellular component: cytoplasm. The transcript has 9 exons. Gene Ontology annotation, molecular function: alpha-galactosidase activity. The record is from RefSeq and is a predicted model, not a curated record. Gene Ontology annotation, biological process: oligosaccharide metabolic process; glycoside catabolic process; glycosylceramide catabolic process. Bases 159 to 1469 code for a protein of 436 amino acids.
CACUCAGUUACCUUACCUUACCUUAUCAGGAAGAGUAGACGUUGCAGCUCAGGGGAAAAUCCAGGAAGAAGAGAAGGCAGUCAUGUGCCUGCAAAAACAAUACUGACACCCAUUGUUUAGAUCAGCCGUGUGCAAGCUGAAGCGUCAGGAAAACAGAAAUGGGGCCCUUAGCAAUAACUCCACUCCUUGCCCUGAUCUCACUAACUGUAGCCCUAGACAACGGAUUGCUGAAGACUCCACCUAUGGGAUGGAUGGCCUGGGAACACUUUCGCUGUGAUAUUGACUGUAAAAAUGACCCAGAGAACUGCAUCAGUGAGGAUCUGUUCAGAGACAUGGCUGACCGGCUGGCUGAGGAUGGCUGGAAGGAGCUGGGCUAUGAGUAUGUAAUCAUAGACGACUGCUGGAUGUCCAUGCUGAGAGAUGAACAAGGGAGGUUGCAGCCUGAACCCUCCAGGUUCCCAGGGGGCAUUGCAAAACUGGCGAGGUAUAUCCAUGACCGUGGACUGAAGAUGGGCAUCUAUGCAGACAUGGGCACUCACACAUGUAUGGGAUUCCCUGGCACCACACUGGAUAAAAUCGAGAUUGAUGCCCAGACCUUUGCUAGCUGGGGGGUAGACUAUCUGAAGUUUGACGGUUGUAACUCAAAUCCUGUAGAACAAAGACUGGGUUACCCUCUGAUGUCCAAGGCUUUGAAUGCUACAGGCAGACCUAUGGCCUACUCCUGUAGUUGGCCUGCCUACCUGGGAGGACUUCCACCUAAUGUGAACUACUCUCUGCUGGGGGAUGUUUGUCACCUGUGGAGGAAUUACUAUGAUAUUCAGGACUCAUGGGACAGUGUGCAAGGCAUCAUUGAGUGGUUCUCUAACAACCAGGAUGAUCUGCAGCCGGCUGCGGGACCUGGACGAUGGAAUGACCCUGACAUGCUCAUCAUUGGAAACUUUGGUCUCAGUGUGGACCAGGCUCGCUCUCAGAUGGCUCUGUGGGCUAUAAUGGCUGCACCUCUCAUCAUGUCUAAUGAUCUUCGAAACCUGGACAACAGCGCGAGGGCCAUCCUGCAAAACAAAGUGGCCAUUGCCAUCAACCAGGACCCCAUGGGUAUCCAGGGAAGACUCCUGUUGCAGGAGAAGAGUCAUAUUGAGGUUUACUGGAGGCCUUUGUCUCAUUCAGCCAGUGCCCUUGUGUUCCUGAGUCGACGGACAGACAUGCCCUACCUCCACCACACUUCUCUAGCUAAACUCAACUAUGAUGCUGGCAACUAUGAAGCCUGCGAUGUGUUUACUGGCUCGACAGUGACCGGGUUGAACGCCACCACAGAGUUUACACUCUCCAUCAAUCCCUCAGGUGUUGUCAUGUGGUACGUCUACCCAGAACAACAGUCCAAACAGACUGAGACACUCCACUAUCAGCACAGGAGAGCCUCACAAUUCACAUUCCAUAAAGCUAAACCUGGACAUCAUACUGUGUUAUAAAAGAACAAAAAUGCUAAGCUGGGAUUUUAUGGAAUCAUUUAAAAUGCUAACAGGCUCAAUAAAAGCCAUGUCAACUUGA